Messenger RNA from Labeo rohita (rohu), 1785 nucleotides. RefSeq names its product nuclear factor 7, ovary. The record is from RefSeq and is a predicted model, not a curated record. Gene Ontology annotation, molecular function: protein binding; zinc ion binding. NCBI's taxonomy places the organism in Eukaryota, Metazoa, Chordata, Actinopteri, Cypriniformes, Cyprinidae. The annotation marks the transcript as partial. The transcript is spliced from 6 exons.
AUCCUUCCUUCAGAAAGUGAAAGUAAAGUUUGUGUUGCUGGAACAGUGAAGAUAGAGUCAGUAAAUGUGUCUGCAGAAGAGCUUUCUUGUCCCGUGUGCUGUGAAAUCUUCAAGGCUCCUGUUCUUUUAUCCUGCAGUCACAGCGUCUGUAAAGAGUGUCUUCAGCAGUUCUGGAGAACCAAGAAAACUCAGGAGUGUCCCGUCUGCAGGAGAAGAUCCUCAAAACACGAUCCUCCGUUGAAUCUGGCAUUAAAAAACCUGUGUGAGUCGUUUGUGAACGAGAGAAAUGAGCGGCGUUCAUCAGGAUCUGAGGAGAUCUGCAGUUUGCACAGAGACAGACUCAAACUCUUCUGUCUGGAGGACAAACAGCUGCUGUGUUUAGUGUGCAGAGAUUCACAGAAACACGUCAAUCACACGUUCAGACCCAUCAGUGAGCUGCUUCCGUCGUAUAAGGAGGAGCUCAGUACAGCACUUAAGUCUUUACAGGAGAAACUUCAGCACAGCAAAACACUGAAAGGAGAAUGUGAGAAAACAGUUCAACACAUCAGGUCUCAAGCUGAGCACACGGAGCAUCAGAUUAAACAGCAGUUUGAGAAGCUUCAUCAGUUUCUCAGAGAUGAAGAAGAAGCUACAAUCACUGCACUGAGGGAGGAAGAGGAGCAGAAGAAGCAGAUGAUGAAGGAGAAGCUGGAGGAGAUCAACAGACACAUCUCAGCUCUUUCACACACAAUCAAAGACACGGAGGAGAUGAUGAACGCCAGCGACGUCUGCUUUCUGAAGGAGUUUCCAGUCUCAAUGGAAAGAGUCCAGAUCUCACAGCCGGAUCCACAGACGCCUUCUGGAGCUUUGAUUCGUGUGCCACGUUACUUGGGCAACCUGCCGUUCAGAGUCUGGAAGAAGAUGCAGGACGUCGUCCAGAACACUCCUGUGAUUCUGGAUCCGAACACGGCUCAUCCGGAUCUCGUCCUGUCACACGAUCUGACCGCUGUGAGAAAGGGCGGAAACGGGCGACGGCUUCCUGAUAAUCCAGAGCGAUUUGACGGCUUUGACUGCGUCGUGGGGUCGGAGGGGUUUGACUCAGGAUCGCACCGCUGGGAUGUGGAGGUAAACGAAAGUCCACACUGGAGUCUGGGAGUCACUGCAGCGUCAAACCAGAGGAAGGGAGCCGCUUUCUUCAGCUCUGGCGUGUGGUUUGUGCAGUACAGACAGAGUCUGCCGUCUGGAUUCUGCGUUCAUCAGCAGCUGGAGCGUGUGAGAGUGGAUCUGGACUGUGACGGAGGAACCGUGUCCUUCUCUGAUCCUGUAACUAACACACAUCUACACACAUUCACAGCCAGCUUCACCCACACACUCUUCCCAUUCUUCUUCUGCUGUUCUCUUCACCCUUUGAGGAUCUUACCGCUAAAGACCAUCAAACAGGUGUGAGUUCUCCUCUGCUUAUUCUGUGUGAACACAGAGGCGCUGAUAGUUCACAAGUUGCAUAUAGUAAGAUAUUUUUGAUAGGCAUCAUAUAUAAUGGAUAUGACUCAAAGUGGGAACUGAUUGAUUAAGUAUCUUAAUUUAAGACACAGUAUGUCCAGAUAUAUAUGGAAUAUAGGAACAUAUCAGGGGAUAUUUCAGUUGUGUGUGUGUGUGUGUGUGUUUUUUUUUUUAGUAAUUCUUUUUGUCAAAUUCUUGUGUAACAUAUUCAUUUGACUGUCACAUUGCACUGAAUUAAAACACACAGUGAAGAGUUAAAAUAAAUCAUGUUAUUUCUCAUUCUUAUGUGCCACUAAAACAGCGAUU